CUGGAAGAGGGUGUGGCUCAUUACAAUUAAUAGCUCAGGGAAAUAUGGCUGAAGUUGAAAGCUUAGAGACUCUCCUGGAGAAAUCAGCCAGUGCUUUAGACGAGAGAGAAGCGUCUGAAAUGAAAAGGAUAUUAUAUGGAGCUCCUACACCUAAGAUAGAGCUCCCACGUGAAGCAGUAGAGAAAGCUGGAGCUGGAAACUUUGAGCUGGCUGCAUACAAAUUCCCUGUGUCAGGAGAGGAGGAGAGCCGCCCUCGUCGUAUUGUCCGUAUAGCUGUGGUCCAAAACGAAAUAGUGAAGCCAACAACAGCUCCAAUCUCAGAGCAGAAAACUGCACUUUGGGACCGCAUUAAAGAAAUAACACAUACAGCUUCGCUUUGCGGUGUGAACAUCAUUUGCUAUCAAGAAGCAUGGCCUCAACCUUUUUUCUUUUGCACACGUGAGAAAUAUCCGUGGACUGAAUUUGCAGAAUCAGCAGAAGAUGGCCCCACGAUAAAGUUAUGCCAAGAGAUGGCUGCCCGUUACAAUAUGGUAAUCGUGUCUUCAAUACUUGAAAGAGAUGCCAAUCAUGGUGGAAUCCUUUUCAACACUGCCGUCAUCAUAUCAAACACUGGUAAAGUACUGGGAAAAACACGCAAGAAUCACAUACCAAGAGUUGGAGACUUCAAUGAAUCCACAUAUUAUAUGGAAGGUAAUACCGGACAUAAAGUGUUCCAGACUGCGUAUGGAAGGAUUGCUGUGAACAUUUGCUAUGGACGUCAUCAUCCGUUAAAUUGGCUAGGCUAUGGCAUUAAUGGAGCAGAG
Molecule: messenger RNA, 803 nt
Organism: Amphimedon queenslandica
Lineage: Eukaryota; Metazoa; Porifera; Demospongiae; Haplosclerida; Niphatidae
Product: beta-ureidopropionase-like
Exons: 6
Molecular function (GO): beta-ureidopropionase activity
Source: RefSeq, a predicted model, not a curated record